AUGGAUAACCGCCCUCCCUCCCUCGAGUCGCUCCAGAGGGAGGUCAGUGAACUCACAGCCACCUACCAUGGCCGAAGUUGGACGACCGAGGCCACAGACCUGGAGUCGGCAAUGACAACAGCGGGGAAUAGGAUACUCGCAGCAGGAACGGGUUCUGAUGCAACAACAAUAACACUCGAAGAGCUAGCAGCUUGUGUGAAAACGUGGAUGCAAGCCAAAUCAUGGAUUGUUGCCGAAGAUCUGGCCACUCUGGUGCUGGACUCCUGCAAGAGCCUAAAAGGAGAACAAGACUUCAUGACUAUGACAGCGAUGCACAAUCUUGCUUCGGCGUAUUGGGGUCGAGGGCACCUGGAUCAGGCUGCUGCUCUCUCUGCCCGGGUGACCAAGUUGAGACAAAAGACUCUUGGCGAGACGCACCCCCAGACAUUGACUUCGAUGACGAAUCUAGCUUGCACGUAUCGGAGUCAAGGGCUUUGGCUGGAUGCUCAGAAACUUGAUGCGAGGAUUGUCGAGUUGAAGAGGAAUACUAUUGGUCCUAGGCAUCCAUCCACCUUGGGGUCAAUGUCUAACUUGGCUAUAUCGUAUGCCAAUCUCGGUCGGUAUCAAGAGGCUGAGUCAAUUUCGCGCAAACUGGUCGAAAUUGGGGAAAGAGAACUAUUUCCGACCGAUGCCUCGCUGUUAAACUGGAAACUUACACUUGCGUCGACCUACCGAGACCAGGGGAGGCUGGAUUCCGCCGAACAGCUAGAACGGGAGGUCGUUGCUGUCAGUCGUGACAUAUUUGGGACAGCCCAUCCCUUCACUUUGACCUCUAUGGCCAAUCUAGCAUCGACAUGUCGUGAACAAGCCCGGUGGUCGGAUGCUGAGCGCCUUGAGAAAGAAGUUGUGGCUAGCAGUGAGGCCGUGCUCGGCGAAACACACCCCCAAACCCUAAUGUCUAUCAGCAACCUUGCCUCAACAUAUCGCAAUCAGGGUCGCCUAGAAGAAGCCAAAGAUCUUGGAGGGAAAGCAAUAGCUGGGAUGAAAGAGGUCCUUGGGGAACGUCACCCACACACACUGGUAGCUAUGGUGGAUCUUGCAGUCACAUACCAAAUGAUGAGAAAAUCGCCAGAUGCCGAGAUCCUCGCCGCUCAGUCUCUGCGUUUGAUGGAAGAGACGAUUGGCAAAGACCAUCCGCACACACUCAGCGCGAUGGCCAAUCUGGGCUUCAUAUAUCAGUCGCAAAGCAAGUGGGAGAUCGCUAGUAGAAUGGCUGAAACGAAGAGCCCGCGAUCAGAACGUGUCACGGAACAAUCCACUCGGUCGACUUUUUCGGCAUUUUCCCUUGAUCCUGAGAAGUUAAGCGACCUUGUACAAUCCAAAGAUCUCCAGAAGUUUCAUUCACUCGGUGGGAUAAAAGGUUUGGAGGAAGGACUGCGAACCGACAUCCGCACCGGCCUGAGCCUGGACGAGACCUGCCUAGGUGCUGCUAGUACUACAAGCACUGCGCCAAUAGAAAAUACUACUGCCGCUGAGCUCUCUAUCCCGACAGAGCUUUGUUAUGAUGUAUUCGUCGAUAGAAAGAAAUUCUUCGGGGACAACCGCCUGCCUACAAAACCGUCCCCGAGCUUCCUGUCAUUGAUGUGGGCAGCCUAUAACGACCACGUCCUAUUUCUUCUGACUGGGGCUGCUGUUAUCUCACUUGCUUUGGGACUGUACCAGACAUUCGGAACCAAGCAUACUGCUGAUGACCCGCCCGUUGAAUGGGUGGAGGGUGUUGCCAUCCUUGUCGCCAUCAUCGUCAUUACUCUCGCCGGUGCCGCGAAUGACUUCCAAAAGGAGCACAAAUUCCGGAAAUUGAAUAAGAAGCAGCAAGAUCGUAAUGUUUGGGUCCUUCGAUCUGCGAGGGUUGAUGAAGUUCCCAUCUCUGAGGUUGUUGUUGGUGAUGUUGUCCACAUCAGUCCAGGGGACAUCGUGCCUGCUGAUGGGGUAUUGAUAUGGGGUCAUCAGGUGAAAUGCGAUGAGUCCUCGGCAACUGGCGAGUCUGAUCCGGUCGCUAAGAGCGCUGUCGAGACAGCUCUCCCUAAAGACUCUCAUGAGAUCGAUCCCUUCAUUCUUUCUCACACUAAGAUCGUGGAAGGCGUCGGCGCGUACCUCGUCUUGGCUACAGGCACGAAAUCAAGCUACGGAAGAAUCCUUCUCUCUCUUGACACAGAUCCAGGGUUCACUCCGCUUCAAGUACGGCUCAGUAAUCUUGCAAAGAAUAUCGCCCGCUUUGGUGCACUUGCGGCGCUUGUAUUGUUCGUAAUCUUGUUCAUCAAAUUCUGCGUUGGCCUCCGGAAUAGCACCGAGUCCGCCUCGGAAAGGGGACAAUCUUUUUUGAAUGUCUUCAUUCUGGCUUUGACCGUCGUUGUGAUCGCAGUCCCGGAAGGACUUCCCUUGGCAGUUACACUUGCGUUGUCAUUUGCCACUACUCGAAUGAUGAGAGACAACAACUUGGUUCGACAGCUCCGAGCAUGCGAGACGAUGGGACAAGCCACGGAUAUCUGUUCAGAUAAAACGGGGACGUUGACACAGAAUGAGAUGACUGUCGUCUCGGGUUUCUUCGGUGCUACCCUGCAGUAUACUGAUCGGGCUAGCAGUCCAAUUUUUUUUGAUGAAGAUAAGUUCUCGUCUGUGGCAAAGUGCAUGAGUCGUUUCUCUGGUCAAUCGAAGUCGCUAUUGAGGCAGUCUAUCGCGAUCAACUCAACCGCAAUUGAAAGCCAAUAUGAUGGAGGCCGGGAGUUUCUUGGAUCCCAAACUGAGGCCGCCUUACUGAGAUUCUCCCGGGAUUAUCUCGAGUUAGGUCAGCUUGACUUUGAUCGUGCUAGUGCGGACGUUGUUGGUCUUUUACCUUUUGAUACUUCUCGCAAAUAUAUGAUCACAGUUGUCAAACUGGCCAGUGGCUUAUAUCGAUCAUAUGUGAAAGGUGCUCCUGAGAUUCUCCUUGAAAAGUGCACAGCCACAGUUGUACAGCCAAUGCAAGGGCUGAGUACCGCUCCUGUUAGGGAAGAUUGCAUUGACGAGAUACGCCAGGCGAUUUCUCAAUAUGCAUCAAGAUCCUUGCGCACAAUUGCGAUUUGCUUCCGGGAUGUGGAAUUUUUGCCCUUCAGACGCGAGGAAGAAACCGUCGACUUCGAGGAGUUGGUGAAAGGGCUUACAUUUCAAGGAAUUCUGGGCCUGCGAGACCCUCUCCGGGCAGAGGCUUUGGGCGCCGUAGAGACCAGUCAUAAAGCAGGUGUCGCUGUGCGCAUGGUUACCGGUGAUAACCUUCUUACAGCAAGAGCCAUUGCAGAAGAAUGUGGAAUCAUCAGCAGUCCAAAUGAUCUUGUGAUGGAAGGCGAUAAGUUCCGUAUGCUCGAUGAAUCACAACAGAGGGAGCUAGUUCCACGUCUCAAGGUCCUUGCUCGAUCUCGUCCAGAUGAUAAGCGGGUUCUGGUACAGCGUCUGAAGGAUCUUGGAAGAAUCGUUGCCGUCACUGGAGACGGCACCAACGAUGCCCCUGCCCUCGCAGCUGCUGAUGUCGGAUUCUCGAUGGGAAUUUCUGGCACUGAAAUUGCUCGCGAAGCUUCCUCUAUUGUCUUGAUGGAUGAUACAUUUUCUUCGAUUGUCAAGGCUAUCAUGUGGGGAAGGGCAGUCAACGAUGCCGUCAAAAAGUUUUUGCAGUUUCAAAUUACCAUCACCUUCACCUCCGUGGGUCUGGCAUUUGUCUCGGCGGUGGCCAACUCAUCGCAGGAGUCGGUACUGACACCAGUGCAGCUCAUGUGGGUAAACCUGUUUCAAGACACGCUAGCAGCUCUGGCACUAGCAACCGACCCUCCUCCUCGCCGGAUCCUUGACCGUAAACCUGAACCAAUAUCGACACCUUUGAUUACUCCUACCAUGUGGAAGAUGAUCAUUGGUCAAUCUGUGUAUCAGAUGAUAGUAACACUCGUUCUGUACUUCGCGGGCUCUUCUAUCUUCUCCUAUAAAAACACUAUUCAAACAUCACAGUUACAUACUGCUGUUUUCAACACAUAUGUCUGGAUGCAGAUAUUCAACAUGUACAACAAUCGACAAGUUGAGCGAUCAUUUAACCUCGUCGAAGGAAUUCAUCACAACUGGCUCUUCAUAGCAAUUACUUCUGUCAUGAUGGGCGCUCAAAUCCUGAUUAUGUUCGUUGGCGGGCGGGCAUUCUCAAUCACGCAGUUGACUGGCGACCAAUGGGCAUAUUCUAUCGUGCUUGGUGCAAUCUCUAUUCCCAUCGGGUUCCUUUUGCAAGCUAUUCCCACUGCCGUUGUUGAGAAACCAAUGACAGGCUGCGGGAGGCUGCGGGACCGCUUGCGCGGUCGGUGA
This is a messenger RNA of Penicillium digitatum Pd1, 4353 nucleotides long. The record is from RefSeq and is a predicted model, not a curated record. NCBI's taxonomy places the organism in Eukaryota, Fungi, Ascomycota, Eurotiomycetes, Eurotiales, Aspergillaceae.